Molecule: messenger RNA, 576 nt
Organism: Knipowitschia caucasica
Lineage: Eukaryota; Metazoa; Chordata; Actinopteri; Gobiiformes; Gobiidae
Source: the annotation of a GenBank genome assembly
AUGGCCCCCAAGAAGAAGGAAGAGCCGAAAGCCGCCGCGGCCCCUCCACCGCCACCACCGAAACCCGUGGAGCCGGAGAGACCCAAGACACCUGUGUUUGACCCGGCAGCCGUCACGUUGGAGUUCACCCCAGAUCAGAUUGAAGAUUUUAAAGACGCCUUCCAGCUCUUCGACCGGACGCCCAAAAACGAGAUGAAGAUCACGUAUGAGCAGUGUGGAGACCUGAUCCGAGCCCUGGGCCAGAACCCCACCAACGCAGAGAUCAUGCACGUGCUGGGCAAGCCUCAGCCCGAGGACAUGCAGAGUAAGAUGCUGGACUUUGACCAGUUCCUGCCCAUGCACCAGCACAUCUGUAAGGGCAAGGACCGCGGCACCUACGAGGACUUUGUGGAGGGGCUCAGGGUGUUCGACAAGGAGGGCAACGGCACCGUGAUGGGGGCCGAGCUCAGGCACGUGCUCGCCACUCUGGGAGAGAAGAUGCGAGAGGACGAGGUGGAGAUGCUGAUGCAGAACCAAGAAGAUGGAAACGGAUGCAUCAACUACGAAGCUUUUGUCAAAUACAUCAUGGCCACAUAA